Actinia tenebrosa (Australian red waratah sea anemone) is the source of this 2186-nucleotide messenger RNA. RefSeq lists its product as uncharacterized. The record is from RefSeq and is a predicted model, not a curated record. NCBI's taxonomy places the organism in Eukaryota, Metazoa, Cnidaria, Anthozoa, Actiniaria, Actiniidae.
AAGUUCUGGMRGACCCYCAGCAAUGUAAAGAAGGGCAUAUUUUCUGUAAAAAGUGUAUAAAAGCAUGGUUGAAUCACAAAUGCAGAUGCCCCAUGGAUAACACAGYACUAARAKUCGAAAGUCUUAUGCCGAGCGUGUUUGCUAAAAACAURAUACAAAACCUUAAAGUCUUUUGUCAYCMACCAGGUAAUGAUGCACAAGUGGCAGAUACUGCAGAGAAAUGUAAUUGGUCCGGGAAGCUAUUGGCACUAGCGGACCACAGAAAAACUUGUCCUUUCCAACAAAUACAGUGUUCUAAUGUGAACUGCAACACCAACAUGCAGAGAAGAGAACUGGAGGAUCAUGAUAAGAUAUGCAAAUAUAAAGAGCUGGAAUGUGAGAAAUGUAUACAAGUUAUGCUCCGACAUAUGCUCAUACUGCACAAAAACAAUGACUGUCCUGAAGAGAUGGUGCCAUGUCCCAACAGCUGUAGAAGUCCAGAAACCGGACAAAUCAACAAGAUUAAAAGAUAUGAAACGCUCAAUUUUGAUUUCGAUGCUUUCGAUGAUUGACCUAGACUGGCAUAUGGAAAAUGAGUGUGCCAAGACAAUACUGGAUUGUCCAUUCAAGGAUCAGGGAUGUUCAACACAAAUUGAACGACAACAUGUCGAUAAACACGUACAAGACAACAUGGCUGAACACAUGUUGUUACUGGCUAAAAAAUUUUCAUUGCUCACUAAAGAUAACAAACAACUGAGGCAGGAAUUAAACCAWCUUAAGGUUUCCUCCGGUGACUAUGGUGUUGUUGCUACCGCUCUCUACGAUUACCAAGCAAUUGAAGAAAACGAUAUCACAUUCGACCCCGGUGACAUCAUCACGAACAUCGAAGUGAUUGAUGAGGGAUGGUGGAGUGGUACAUGCAAUGGUCAAACUGGCUGGUUUCCUUCCAAUUACGUUGAGAAAUUACAAGAGUAUAUGAAACAUACCAGAAUUCCUGUAGACCUAGCAUUUGGAGCAGAUUUAGAUGAAGAGCAAGAAGAACAAAACUACAGUGACUAUACGUCAGAAUUCAAAGAUCGACUGCAACAGAGUUAUGAAGCUGCGGGUCAGACAGCAUCGAAAACAAGACAUAAACCGCAAAAGAAUUACAACAAGAAAGUCAAGAGACGAGAAUUCUGUCUAGGAGAUAGGGUGCUGAUGCUUGCCAAAGGGUUCUUAAAAGGAAGACACAAGCUCGCUGAURGAUGGAAGGGAGCAUAUAGAGUGGAAAAGAAACACAAAGACCAACCUGUAUAUGACAUCAUAUCAGAGAAGGAUGGACAGAGGUGCACAGUCCACAGGACCUUCAUUAGGCAGUGCAUGUUCUUGGAAGGAAAUAACACAGACACCGAGGAUAACAAUGGAGAGUCAACAGAGUCAGGUAUUCCAGAGAGAGAUGACAAUCGUGCAGAGAGCAAGAUGGUAGAGGAGGCGGACAGGAACAUAAGGGAAACCAAAAUGAAACAAAAUAAUGUUACAGUAAACAAAAAGCUAACGGAUGAAAGAGGAAAGGAAGAAGAAUCAAGACCAAAGAGGAAGCGCAAGCAACCAGGAUAUCUCAAAGACUUUGUGUGUCAACACCAGUAUGUACGUGGAUCUACUGCAUACCAGGACAAGUUAAAAAAAAGGUCGAGAACUUUUUCAUAAACUGCGUAAUAAUCGUAUUUCAUCUCAUAUAAGCAGAGAUGCCGAGGACGACAUAUUUCGUGAGGGGAGAGAGUGUGGCCGGGUAGCCUGUAUAUCCGGGUACCGCAAGGGACUGGGGCGGCCACGAGGGUUGUCUGCUGAGAGAGAGGUGUGAAGAGCCCCCAUGUUGUAAUAUUGUUGCUAAGCGUUUAUGUAAUAAAAGUACGUUUGUGGAAAUACCUGGGCCACAAUAAUAGUAAAAUUGCAAAGAUUCAUAGAGAUUAUUUUUGCUCUUAAACUAACGAAGACAGGCAUUUUUGAAUAAAAGCAUAUUUUUUGGGUGAAAUAAUUGUCAAGAAAUGUAUGUGAAAUACAGGAAAGAAGGCUCACCGCGCAUGGGAUGCCAAUAUCGCUGUCCAAUAUCGAAGAAAAAAGUGGAUCGCCAAGUGACUAAAAUACGAUAAUGAUGUGAUUUGGAGGAUUAUUUGUUAGGUAUAAUAAUAACAUGAAUAAUUAUAAUGAUAACAUCUCUCUCUGCAUCU